GAGCUGCACCGAGACGGCGAGCGGCGCGGUGGGCGGAGCUCCGCGCGCGGCGUUGGGGGAAAGCAGGGCUGCUGUGGUGGGAGCGUGCGCGCGCGCCCCCUUCGCCUGUCAUCGAGCCGAGGAGCCCGUCAGGCCAAGAUGAAUGAGGCCGAAGGCUUGCGGCAGCGGCGCUCUGUCCGGCCGCAGGUGAUUACCGAGGAUAGCAGCGCGCGCGCGGCGUUGAGCGGCAGUACUUACAGCAACAAAGUAUUCCGUGUGACUUUCAUGACUCUGGCUGUAUCACUAAUUAUUCCCUUGUUUGGAGCAAUAGUCCUUCUGGAAUGCCCCAUAGACCCUCAGCCUAUCAGCUUCAAAGAACCUCCUCUCCUCACUGGGGCAUUAGAGCCAAACAUUAAGCUUCGACAAGCAGAAAGGCUGUUUGAAAACCAGCUUGUUGGGCCAGAAUCUAUUGCAAAUAUUGGUGAUGUGUUGUUCACUGGUACUGCUGACGGAAAAAUUCUGAAAAUUGAAAAUGGAGAAAUACAUAUACUAGCCCAACUUGGCCAUGGCCCAUGUAGUAGCAGAGAAGAUGAACCUGCAUGUGGGAGACCUCUUGGAAUACGUGUUGGACCAAAUAGCACCCUUUUUGUGGCAGAUGCCUACUAUGGCCUUUUUGAGAUUAAUCCUGUCUCAGGUGAAGUGAAACUGCUUGUAUCUUCCAAGACUCCCAUUGAGGGAAAGAAAAUGUUAUUUGUAAACGAUCUUACUUUGACCCGGGAUGGAAGAAAGAUCUACUUUACUGACUCAAGCAGUAAAUGGCACAGAAAAGAUUACUCCUUACUAAUCAUGGAGGCAUCAGAUGAGGGCCGCUUACUUGAAUAUGACACUGUGACAAAAGAGGUGAAGGUCCUAAUGGGAGGGCUCAGAUUUCCGAAUGGAGUCCAGCUGUCACCUUCUGAAGAUUUUGUGUUGGUGGCUGAAACAACAAUGGCAAGAAUACGAAGAUAUUACGUAUCUGGCUUAAUGAAAGGUGGAGAAGACAUGUUUGUAGAAAAUAUGCCUGGCUUUCCAGACAACAUUCGUAUAAGCAGCUCUGGAGGUUACUGGGUGGCCAUGUCAGCUGUUCGAGCCAAUCCUGGUUUCUCUAUGAUGGAUUUCUUAUCUGAAAGACCAUGGAUUAAAAGGAUAAUAUUCAAGUUGCUCAGUCAAGAAACUGUAAUAAAAUUUGUGCCCAAGUACAGCCUCCUUGUAGAACUAAGUGAUACUGGAUCCUACAGAAGAAGUUUCCAUGACCCAAAUGGAAUGGUGGCAACAUACAUAAGUGAAGCACAUGAAUAUGAUGGACAUCUCUAUCUUGGCUCUUUCCGAUCUCCUUUUAUUUGUAGACUGAAUCUUGAGGAUGUCUAAAUCUCUGUGCCAAAAGCAACACCGCUGUUGUCUUGAAUUAUUCUAGGACAGUGAAGGAGCAUUAGUCACAAAUGUGGGCCAAGAAAAAAAGAACGGAAGCACAGUCACUCACGAAACAUUAUGUAACUAGCAGGAUACAGAAUUCAGCCACUUCUCAUUUUAAGCAUGCCAGACUAAAACCAGCAGUACAGUCUUCUGUGACUUCUUUACUUCCCUUUAAAACAAAUACAAGUUAUCCCAUGAAACAAGAUGUUGUUUGUUAACAUUCUUAAUCAAUGUUAAUUUAUGAAUUGCUUCUACCAUUGAAAAAUGUUGUGUACAACAGACUUUAUUGACUUUCCACAUGUUUCACAAGUACUGUGCUCAAAAUACAUUGCUAGAUCAACAUUUUA
Molecule: messenger RNA, 1778 nt
Organism: Pogona vitticeps (central bearded dragon)
Lineage: Eukaryota; Metazoa; Chordata; Lepidosauria; Squamata; Agamidae
Gene: APMAP
Product: adipocyte plasma membrane associated protein
Cellular component (GO): endomembrane system
Molecular function (GO): arylesterase activity
Source: RefSeq, a predicted model, not a curated record